Molecule: messenger RNA, 477 nt
Organism: Drechmeria coniospora
Lineage: Eukaryota; Fungi; Ascomycota; Sordariomycetes; Hypocreales; Ophiocordycipitaceae
Exons: 1
Coding region: 1-477 (158 amino acids)
Source: RefSeq, a predicted model, not a curated record
AUGUACGGAGUAAGUGAAGCGCACAUCUUUGCUGGUCGACACUCUGUAGAAUCAGCUUGUUUCAUCGUCGCACGCACUAUUACCCCGCACGCGGGAGCCAAGUGUCAACUGCCCAUGCACCAUGCACAAUGCCGUACCACCUGUGUCUACGGCGUGCAGUCAUCUUCAUUCGACCGUCUCGUCGUGCCUUUCAUCCGAAUCCGUGUCGGUCGCUCUCUGCAUCAUUUCACCACAGGCGUGGAAGCCAUUGGGUGCAUUCUGUCCAUCGAACGUCCCUAUGCGAACCCUGUGUCGAGCAUCGGCCGGGCUAAAUCUCGCACCAACGCACGUGCACCAACUCCGGUGGAGGAGCCAUGUACGAUUCCACCGGCUUAUGGUGCUGCUGCUGCUGCUGCUGCUGCUGCUGUGCGACAAGCGCUGCAGAAAUCUAGGCCUGUGGUUUGCAAACUUCACGCCAUCGUACGAGCAGCUAGCUAG